Sycon ciliatum is the source of this 2771-nucleotide messenger RNA. Its product is annotated as protein arginine N-methyltransferase 7-like. Gene Ontology annotation, biological process: peptidyl-arginine methylation. The transcript has 19 exons. Gene Ontology annotation, molecular function: protein-arginine omega-N monomethyltransferase activity. The record is from RefSeq and is a predicted model, not a curated record. The coding region runs from base 141 to 2441 and encodes 766 amino acids. Lineage: Eukaryota; Metazoa; Porifera; Calcarea; Leucosolenida; Sycettidae.
UGGCAUUUUCAAUUAACAAAUAAUUACAAGUUAUUAGUUCUGAUUCUUCCUUCGUUCGUGAUACCAAUCAACUGUCUUUGGCGUUCGAGUCGAGCGUCGGCAUUUAUCAAGUGCUGAUUGGUUGGACUAAGAAUUCUGACAUGGAGAAGCCUGUGCCCGGGAGCGUGCUACGGUCGCAGUUUAACCCACUGACCGGCGCUAUGGAGUGGACAUUUGCAGCCGACAGCGAAGGGGAGGACCACGAGACUGCACAGGAUGUUGCUAGGUCUCAGUACGGGGACAUGUUGCAUGAUCACGAGAGAAAUGUCCUCUAUGAGCGUGCAAUUGACUACGCGGUGACGGAUGUCUGCCGCCAGUUCCUUUCCUCGCCCGGCACUGGUGAUGCGGGUGACGAGCAAUCGCAGCAGCACGUACAUGUGCUGGAUAUUGGCGCUGGCACCGGUCUGCUCUCAAUGAUGGCAGCGCGCCGUGCCAAACAGGAGCAUGCCGACGUGCUCGUGCAGGGUACAGCUGUCGAGGCGUAUGCUCCGAUGGCCCGGAUUGCGGAGAAGUGCAUCAAGACAAACGGCUUUGAGAAACAGAUCAGCUUGAUCGAUCGCCGCUCGACAGAUGUGAGCGCUGAUUCAGGUGCGAUGCCCCAACGUGCUCAACUCCUGGUGACGGAGGUCUUCGACUCGGAGCUGAUUGGAGAAGGUGGACUCUACACGAUUUUCCACGCUUUUGAGAAUAUGCUGACGCCCGAUGCGGCUGUUGUUCCUGCAUCGGCGCUCUGCUACGUUCAACUGAUCAGCUCCGAGUGGCUGGCGAGUUGUCAGAGCUUUUCCAGUCUGCAAGCUCAGUGGCAGUCGCACACAAGCAGCAAGCUGGCACUGCCCGACGGCAUGGCGUCUUGCCGAGGGCCACCCUGUGGCUAUGACCUGCACGUGGAACGGCUCUGGGAUACCGAUGACAUCACACUGAUGUCGGAUGCCUCGCUCAUUCAGACGUUUGAGCUAGACUCGAUGAAAGACCUAGAGCAGUACUGUAAGAAUCCACGUCCGGCAACGAGCGUCAUGAAGGUCCUGCCUGCUCGCAAGAAAACCGGCCCAGCGUCCAGUGGCAGUGGUAGCGGUAGUGCUGUGCCCUGCCAUGGUGUCGUCUUCUGGUGGGAUCUGCUGAUGCACCGCGGCACGGACAUUGUCCUGUCCAUGGCACCCAGCUGGCAUAGGCAGGGAACCGAAAAGCCGCAAUGGCGUGAACACUGGAUGCCAGUUGUGUUCCUUCUUCCAGAGCCGAUUCUUGCUGAAGAAGGCGAUCAGCUUGCAGUGGACUUUGCUCAUGACGAAUACUCCAUUUGGUUUGAUAUCCGCAAGAUUGUCAACCCCAGCCCCGAGGCAACAGUGGAAACUGCACUGUCGGUGGAGAGGCCGCUGUGUCGAUGUGGUGCGCACACCACCUGGACCAGGGAGCGCUGCUCCGACAUCAAUGACCCGGCCAAGAUGACUGCUUGGUCGCAUGUAUUGCGUGAGAUUCCAACCACUGCUAGCGUCUGCUUGUACCUAGGCAGUCCGUCUUUCCUGCCCUUGCUCUGCGCCACCCUGAAUCCUAAUAUGACGGUGUAUGCCGUCAACGUCUCGUCAUCGAUUUCUAACUCUCGCCUUAUGUCAGGGCUCAUUGAGUCUAACCAGCUAACAGAGCGUGUUCACUGGAUCAACUCACCAGCAGCGGAACUCAAGCCUAGCCAUAUUGGCAACAAGACGGUUGAUGUGCUGAUAUCCGAGCCGUUCUUCUCCACGUCCAUCUUGCCGUGGCACGACCUGGCUUUCCUGUUCCUGAAGAACUCUCUCUCCACCCUGCUGUCACCGGAGUGCAUUGUUCUCCCACAGCGCGGUUCUAUCAUGGCUGCUCCCGUGCACUUCACCGACUUCUGGAAGAUGCGAGCACCAGUGGGCACCGUAUGCAAGUUUGACUUGAGCGAGUUUGAUGUCUACACGGAGACAACACCAACUAUUGGUAAGGAUGGCCGGGUUUGCUACCAGGACGUGGAGAGCUUUGGUGUGUGGGAGUUCGAGUCCUACCUUUUGGCACCGCCGCAGUCGGUGCUGACGUUUGACUUCUGCUCUCCUGUCACUCAGCAAAAGUCCAGUGGUGAUGUCCUGUUCAAGACUGAAAGUGGCAAGCCAUGCAAUGCUGUCGUUUUCUGGAUGGAUUUCGACCUGUCUGACAACAACUCCAUUUCGACUGGCCUUCAGCCUGUGCCUGCUCCUAGUGACGAUGUGGAGCCAGUGUGGGUGCGCGGUCAACGGCAAGGCGUUGUCUUCCUCAGCAACGCAAAACGUCUCGACGAAUCACCGCCCGCCGCCAACGGCUGUAGCGACGCUCGGCCUGUGUUCAGCGAAACGUUCUCUGUGUCCGCUGAGCUUCAGGCACCCAGUGGUCAGUUCACCGUGACAGUGACCUGAGUAAAAUAUUGUACACAAAUGUGCGACACGCAUAUUGGCCUCAGGAUCCUAGUAAUCUCCCAUUUCUUCCUGCUCUUGUAUAAUUUCCGAUGAUCAUUCGCGUGCUGAGGAAAACCUGCCUGUCCGCUAAUGCAGAGCUUUUUUCUGCUAUGGCAGGAAGGUUCGUUCUGAGUGACAGCACAAGCCACACUCUAGCCAUCUGGAGAAAGUUUGAUAUUUAUUUUGUCUUGAGGUAGCAUGAUUUCUUGCCCAUGGCUUCCUGAUGCGCUGUGCUAGCAUGCUCAAUCAACUCAAUCCUAGCCGUGGUAUUCCAGUAGCUCAAAGACAUCA